Messenger RNA from Toxoplasma gondii ME49, 2859 nucleotides. RefSeq lists its product as hypothetical. The record is from RefSeq and is a predicted model, not a curated record. Lineage: Eukaryota; Apicomplexa; Conoidasida; Eucoccidiorida; Sarcocystidae. Bases 559 to 2046 code for a protein of 495 amino acids. The transcript has 2 exons.
GUUCAAUGAACGGAUGCCAAUGUCUCUCGGGGUGUCUCCAGAGCUCGUUUGAAACAAUUUUCCCAGUCCUUUCCCCAGACAGAUGCCAGGCAGACAGCGUCUGACUUCAUGAGUUGACGCGAUCAACAUCAAAAGAUAACAGAGAAAACAGAACAAUCUCUUCAGGAGAAGUCUUCGUUUUCGACGAAGUGUUGUCUUCCUUGGUGCCCCUUCAAUGUCUGUGGCCUGCAUCUUUGUUCCUCUCUUUCGCCUUCGUUCCCUCUUCCAAGAAGUGGAAUUUCGAAAGUUUCUGCAUGCACCGGACUCUCCCCUCGGCGGGCCCCUGCGUUUCCUGCUUUCCACUCGCCUCCUUCUCCUCGAUGCCACUCAUCUCUCCCUCUCGUUUCUUUCUCCUAGGGCGUUCUCGGCUUCUCGUCUAUCGCUUACCCCCGCUUUCACGUUCUUCCUUUCCAAGACCGUCCUGUCACGUUCGCGCUCAAGACUCACGGGGAACAGCCGUUCUCUCUCCUUUUUUGGCCGCAGCACAGAGUCGCCAGAGCGUUUGUUCGUCGCAUCGGAAUGGCUCUCAACCGGUCUUCUCCCUCUCCUUCUGUCGAGGGCGCGGUGAGACACCUCAUGCGCGCGCUGCAGCAGCAUGAAGCCGCUGCUGAGGAGCUGAAGACGCAACUUGACCAGCACGAGGCCGCCUCGUCUCUCCUAUCUCACUACCUUUCUCCGUGCUUCCACGUUGGACCUCGCGAUGUCGCCCCGGGUGCUCCACCCUCCUCUCCGCCGUCAUGUUCUUCGCCCUGUUCUCCCAUUGACUCAGCAGCCGCUGCCGUCUCUGCGUCUCCCUGUCCCCGCAUUUUCAUCCCUCUCACGACCGAGGCUCUGCUUCCAGGCUGCCUCCUGCCGUCGGCCGCCCCGCCGCUUCUGCAUUUGGGCGGAGACUACCUCGCGACCUUCCGUCUAGGCCAUGCGUCUUGCUCUUCCACGCGAGCGCUCUCUUCUGCUUCUGCGUCACCUCCUUCAGCCGGGAGAAGCCAAGAGGCGCAGACGGGGAAGUGUAGAGAGAGCAGCGAGUGCGGGGCGUUGGGGCUCUUGAGCCGCCGAGAAGCGCUCUUGCGGGAACAGGAGAAAGUCGUGGACGACAAAGUCAAGAAGCUGCGCGCGCAGCUCCAGAUUGGCCAAGAAGAGCGCGUGCGAAGCGGCGCAGGCGCAGCAGCGUUCUCGGGUGGACCUGCUGUCGGGAAGCCGGGAGCGAGUUCCGCGGCAUCCGCAGGCGAAGAGCGCGAGCAGGCCGGAAAGAAAGGACAGGCUCACUUCACCAAAGAUGGUUUCGUGGAGAUCGUGGAGGAGUACACGAGCGACGAAGAGGAGCCGGGGAAAGAAGAACAAAGGCAGAGGCCGGUUGUGGCCGAGAGCGUCGACUCCCAGGAACUAGGCAGCGGCGAGUCGACUGCUGUCCGUCGUCUCUCGCUUUCACCCUCACCAGAGCGAGGCCCAGGUCCCGCGAUGAGCGUUUCAGAGGGAAACGAAUUUGAUGCGUAUUCCAGAGCCUCGGUCAGCCUCGCGAGAAGCACCGAAGGCGCCGGCAGGGGAGGUGAGAACAGACCGACAAACGCAGGACAUCCUGUCGGUUCGUCGCCAGGCGGCAAACCGGAGCCGCCUUUGGAUGCUGCAGCGGAAAGGAGCAGACGCGGAUCGACCUCGGCAGGCACAGAGAAGUUGUCGCCUUCUCCCGCUUGUCCGUCAACUUCCUCGCUGUCAGCGUCUGGUGGUGGAUUCGGCGCCGAGAGAGGCGACGGCGAAAAGGCUCGUUCUGCGUGCUCGUGGUCUCCCGCAGUGGCAGAACGCAUUGUGGAGCGGAGCGCCAGAGACGAGCGGGGAGACGCACCGGAGGCGGGACGCUUGCAUGCGCAAGUGAAGAACGAGAGCAGCGUGAAAAGAGGAGACGACAGGAGUCCGGGAUGCAGUCCGAGAGCAGAGAACACGAAACCAGAAGACGCACAACCGACCAAGAAAGUCUCGCUUUUCAAAGCUCUGAGGCAGCAUCCACAGUGCUAGAGAGACGAACCAGUGAACAAACAGAGGCGGAAAGGGGAUUAAAACAGAGGAUAAAAAUACCACGGCAGAGGUCCAGUGUUACGGUCGUAGACGCAAGAGCGACAGCAUGGAUGGAACUUCAAAUUGUGAAUGUGAUAACUGUUUUGCAUGCAUUCAUCUUAAUGAUCCAGAGAGUGCACCGCGCCGCGAAUCCCCACGAAGUGCAGGUGCUCGUCUCAAACCUCGUUCUGCACUUUGUAACUAUUUGUCAAGGACUGCAUUGAAGCGAGGUUGUGUCUCGGAACUUAAAAACAUGCACAUACACCAAAAGCACGCAACUACAUAUAUAUAUAUAUAUAUAUAUAUGCACGCAUUCGUGUGUGCGUAGAGACUGGUGCUAAAUGUCGACUCUUUCUCUGCUAGGAACUUUGGCUACAGGGGAAGAUACCCUUUGAGUGUGUUUGCGCUACUGGAUUUUUGAUCUGGUGAAUCGUUUUUUCGGUGUAACUACGAAACGCGGUGUUUUAACCAUUCUCGCGGCUAAAGAUGGCGUACCGCGAAACCUAAAGCUUUUUGCCCGCGCAAGUAUCUCGUAUCACGCGUUCUUCUUCGCGGCAGUCAUCACCUUAUGCCUUGCUAGCACGUUUGAACUCGACUCCGGUAACUCAGGACCGUGAAUAUGUAGCAUCAAUCCAAUUCGUGGGUCGACGAGGGAACUGUGUUUCAGAGUCACGAGGCAUUCAGUCACGUAAAAUUCGUGUAACCGCGGAUGUUUUUCCGGUCUUAAGAACGGCCCCUGCAUGUGGUGCAACAGAGCUCCAGAAUGGGCUCCCC